GGUCAGGGAAGUAAAGUGUUAACCCCAUUUUCAAUGAACUGGCGCCACCCUUUUCCUAAUUAGAUUCGCAUUUUCGCAAUGACUGUAUCCCGUUAGGUAAUAUACAGCAGCACUUCCUAUAGUAUUGAAAAUGCUCUUAAGGUCUAGCUGCUAGCACGAGAGCUGUAGAGAGGCUGGGUUCUUGACAUGCAUGACAGAGAGACUCAACGUCGACUAGAGGCGAACUGUCACACACAGCUCCGCGAACAUAAGUCAGUUGAGGACAGAAGAGAAAAAUAGGAAAGCCGAUUGUUUUUCUUUGCAAUACAGUAGUGAGGCUCACUAUCUGAUCUAAUCUCUCGUCCUUAUUGUUUUAGUGAGGCAAAGUCGCAGUGCGUAAAUGCGCGAUUUUUUUUUUGGACAAACAAUAACAGAGGGAGCGAUUCAACGUGUCCAACACAGAGCUGUAGUUUUUUAACCGGCGAGGAAUGCUAUCUGAGCUCGCGCAUCAAUGUUUCACUGGGGCAAGUGGAAGAAGAGGAUGGGCGCGAAUAGUUCUUCUAAGAGACCUGUCUACGAUGAAAAGGAAGAUGUAACCUUUGACCACUUCCAGAUUCUCCGGGCCAUUGGGAAGGGGAGCUUCGGAAAGGUGUGCAUCGUGCAGAAGAGGGACACAGAGAAGAUGUACGCCAUGAAGUACAUGAACAAACAGCAGUGCAUAGAGCGAGACGAGGUCCGAAACGUCUUUAGAGAGCUAGAGAUCCUACAGGAAAUUGAACAUGUUUUUUUAGUAAACCUCUGGUACUCGUUCCAGGACGAGGAGGACAUGUUCAUGGUGGUGGAUCUGCUGCUGGGAGGAGACCUGCGCUACCACCUCCAACAGAAUGUCAAUUUCAACGAGGACGCUGUCAAACUCUACCUGUGUGAGAUGACCCUGGCACUGGACUACCUGCAGAGCCAGCACAUCAUCCACAGGGAUAUCAAACCAGACAACAUCUUGUUAGAUGAGCAAGGCCACGCCCACCUGACAGACUUCAACGUUGCUACAAUAAUAAAGGAUGGAGAGAGGGCCACGGCCUUAGCUGGAACCAAGCCCUACAUGGCCCCAGAGAUCUUCCAGUCCUUUGUGAGCGGGGGGGUGGGUUAUGCCUUUGAGGUGGACUGGUGGUCACUAGGCGUGACGGUUUUCGAGGUGCUGCGUGGAUGGAGGCCCUAUGAGAUCCAUGCCAGUAACUCAGUGGAGUCUUUAAUGCAGCUCUUCAGUACAGUCAGUGUGCAAUACAACUCCACCUGGCCCAAGGAUCUGGUCCAUCUCAUGAGGAAGCUGCUGACGGUGAACCCAGAGCAUCGUUUCUCCAGCCUGUCUCACAUGCAGACGGCUCCCUACCUCUCUGACAUCAACUGGGACGCUGUGUACGAGAAGAAGAUAGAGGCAGGGUUUGUUCCUAACAAGGGCCGUCUGCAUUGCGAUCCCACCUUUGAGCUGGAGGAGAUGAUACUAGAAUCUCGUCCCCUCCACAAGAAGAAGAAGAGACUGGCCAAGAACAGGUCACGGGAAGCCAGCAAGGAUUCCCAGUCUGAGAACGACUACCUACAGGAGUGCCUUGAAGUCGUGCAGUCAGAGUUCAUGAUCUUCAACCGCGAGAAGUUGAAAAAGAGUCAGGAGGAGGGUGCAGAGGGAGGGGAGUGUGAAGGUGCUGCCGUGGGGGGUGAUGAUGGUGAUGGAGACGGAUCCGGGGAGGCUGAGGGAGGCACAGAGGAUGAGGAUCCCGAACCCGAACCUGAGUCCUCCUCCAAACUGAGCAUGUGCGGCUCGGUCUGCUCCUCUCCUGGCAGCUGCUAGCACCACACCGCCACCUGGUGGUCUCACAGGCUGCUGUGUGUGUGCGUGUGUAACCAUGCCUAUAGAUACUUUAACCUCUCCUAUGUAGCCAUGAUGACUGGGUGAACAGGAUCGCACAGCAGAACAACAACGCACAGCAGGACACAAAAUGGCUCCCCUAUUUCUUCUUCUGUAGCAUCCAUCGUUAAGGCAUGAAUGGGACUGCAGGUUCCAGAGCGGUCCUGCCCUCCGCGCCCUAGAGUAAGCGCUAACUAUCUUCUAUGCAACGUACAGUAUAGCAUGAAAGUAAGGUAUCAUUACGAGAGGGGAUAACAAGCAGCAGAAGCCACAAGCACAGUAUAUGAGCCUGAUGACAUACAGAGAAAUAGGAGACCGGUUUAAGAGUGUACGAGAUUUCUUUAGCAGAGCCUCUCCGCUCUUUCAGCCUCGGGUAGAUGUAGCUCCCUCUGCAAACUCACAUGCUAAAUUAUUCAAAUAGAGUUAGGCACUCUUAGCUUUCUUUGCCUGUGUAGCUCAUGCAAUCCCUCUCAUACUCUCUGUGCACCCUAUUCGGAACUACAAUAUUACUGUUGUUGGAUUACCUUCUCCAAAUGCCUAUCAUUUCAAUUAUAAUAUAUAAUUGUUAAAGUAUCACAAUGCCAAUAUACAGUGUAGUGCACAUAGAAAUAUAAUUACUAUUAUAUUACUAUGUUCUAUGGGAUUCUAUUUCUAAGGUAUUGCAGUGGAUAGAGACUUUUUAAGAGGUUAAUGCUGUUUCAAGUUGCGGGCCAUUAAGGAUAAGGAGGUUUUGCAAGUGUAAGUAAACCACUAGUUCAAUCCAAUACUGUAAAACCACUUUAAAUGGUGUUGAUUGUUAAUCAAUAGCCAUUCAUCACACGUAAUUAUAUCUACAUUAUGCAUCAGCAUGCCAGUUUGAUAUUCCUACAGGGAUUACGCUCCUCCAACAAAUCCUUUUCCCCUACAGUGUUAGAUUUUCAAAGGCCCUAAGUACAACUGUGGUGUAAGUGAAGGUUUCCCUCACCAUCGAUCUCUGUGACUGUUGCCAAGAUGCGGUUCUUCUCACACUGUUCCAUUGUGGGCUACAUGCUCGUACUGCUUUAGUGCUUAUCUGUUCAACAUAAACAUUGUCACUAACAGGGGAUCAGACCAUAGAAAUAUAAUUAUAUUGAAUGUACCCAUGAGGGUGCAGUCAAAUUGUCGUGGUCUGAGGGGCUUCCCCCUUUCUAGUCAUUCUAUUUCUAUGGAUCAGAAAUGAUUAACUUCUUUUGAAUAGCUACAAAACAAUCUUGUGGUUGAACAUUAUCCCUUAAUAGACAACAAUAACUAUUACCUAGUGGAAUUUGACAAUUGUCUCUCAAAUAUGAUUGUCUCGAUCACUACAUAUAGAAAAUUAUCAUUGGGCAAUAUUUUAAGUUGUUUAGUUGAAACAGUCACCUAGUAGAGACAGUGGUAUAUUUAAGGUGGUGCCAUUUACUCUCAGCAUGGACAUCUGGGAACAUGUAGCAUAGUCCACCUUAAAACCCUAAGGCCUAACAAAGUAACACGUGUAAAUAGACUAGCCUAACUCUCCACAGUUUUAUGUGGGACUGCUUACUAAACUAACAUACAUGUUACUAAAUUAAGAGUUGUAUGAAGCCAAACCUUCAUACACUGUUGUACUGAUCUUAUUUCCAAGUGUGCAGGCACAACUUGUAGGCAGAUAUGCCAAAGCUUUUCUACCAUUUGCAUUGCCAUUUCUAAGGAACUUUGAGUGUGUGAAUGUAUGUUUCCUCUCUGUUGUGCAUAGAACCACUGUUCCUUCUGGAAGUGAAAAUACUAUCAUUUGUAUACAACUAUUUAUUGUGAUUAUAGAUAAAGGAAUGUUUUUUGGGAGAAAUAAAAUAGUAUUUAAUUAUAUGAAAAAAAAAUGAAGAUGCCUCUUAAAAAGAGGUGAGGUGGAAAAAUGCACAGAUUUCCUAUCAAAAUAAGCGCAUUAACUACACCGAUAGCGUCUCGAACCCUGCAUGUACCUCUAUUCAAGGUUUGAAUCUGAUUUUGUAGGAGUCCCAAACGCUAGGGUUUGCGUGGCUUACAGUAUGUGCACGUGCAAGCUUCAGCCAUAGAGAUGGAUAGAGAUCUCUACUUGGAAAUAAUCUGUUUUUGCAUGGACAUUGCCAUUGAGGGCUUCCACAAUUUUAAAGUAGUCAAGUGGGCGGGGAUUCCUAUGGGUUGGGAGCAUUCAGCUAAUAAUCAGAGCGUUUGCUUCUUCAAAUUUGGUUACCUGGUUUGUAAAUGGCUUUAAGCUGUAUCACUGCCAUUAGUGGCCACAAUAAAUAAAUGACACACAAGAUUUGGUUCAGGACUCCUGCACUGCAGGUGGUGGUAAAUCACCAAUAUAAGCUGUAUGCAUUUUCCAAACACAAAAGAAGAAGAAAUUUGACCACUUCAAUGGCUGCCCAUGCUCUCAUUUUUUACCUUUAUUUAACUAGGCAAGUCAGUUAAGAACAAAUUCUUAUUUACAAU
Molecule: messenger RNA, 4324 nt
Organism: Coregonus clupeaformis (lake whitefish)
Lineage: Eukaryota; Metazoa; Chordata; Actinopteri; Salmoniformes; Salmonidae
Product: serine/threonine-protein kinase 32C
Exons: 12
Coding region: 491-1822 (443 amino acids)
Biological process (GO): G protein-coupled receptor signaling pathway; regulation of signal transduction; protein phosphorylation
Molecular function (GO): G protein-coupled receptor binding; ATP binding; G protein-coupled receptor kinase activity
Source: RefSeq, a predicted model, not a curated record